Molecule: messenger RNA, 3640 nt
Organism: Clupea harengus (Atlantic herring)
Lineage: Eukaryota; Metazoa; Chordata; Actinopteri; Clupeiformes; Clupeidae
Gene: mllt10
Product: MLLT10 histone lysine methyltransferase DOT1L cofactor
Exons: 22
Coding region: 199-3516 (1105 amino acids)
Biological process (GO): regulation of transcription by RNA polymerase II
Cellular component (GO): nucleus
Molecular function (GO): histone binding; nucleosome binding
Source: RefSeq, a predicted model, not a curated record
CGCGCAUGCGCCCACGUGUUCCUACUUCCCAAGAGCCUCUACUCGCAUUUGUGUGCUGAGCGAAAAUACUAUUGGGGAAGUAAACACGACAAAAAAUGGCCUUCCUGAGGAGUGGGACCUAAUCUAUACAUUUAUAGGAGAUAUGAAGACUUAAUGUAAACCAUUAGUCCUACAUUUUCUUUAUUACUUAUAUUGUAGAUGGUAUCCAGUGAGCUGUAUCUGGAAGUGGAAGACGACUACUUCGCGAAUAAUAUGAAGGAGAUGAUUGGAGGCUGCUGCGUUUGCUCUGAUGAGAGAGGCUGGGCCGAAAAUCCUCUGGUUUACUGUGACGGUCAUGGUUGUAAUGUCGCUGUUCAUCAAGCAUGCUAUGGAAUUGUGCAAGUCCCAACGGGUCCCUGGUUCUGCAGGAAGUGUGAAUCUCAGGAGAGAGCUGCCAGGGUGAGGUGUGAGCUGUGCCCCCAUAAAGAUGGAGCCCUGAAACGCACAGACAAUGGAGGCUGGGCACAUGUGGUCUGUGCUCUAUAUAUCCCAGAGGUGGAGUUCGCCAACGUCUCCACCAUGGAGCCCAUCGUUCUGCAGUCUGUCCCACACGAGCGCUACAACAAAACAUGCUACAUCUGCGAGGAGCAGGGCCGGGAAAGCAAAGCCGCCACGGGGGCCUGCAUGACCUGCAAUAAACAUGGCUGCCGGCAGGCCUUCCAUGUCACAUGCGCCCAGUUUGCUGGGCUGUUGUGUGAAGAGCAGGGCUCUGACGCUGAUAACGUGAAGUAUUGUGGCUACUGCAAAUACCACUACAGCAAACUGAGGAGGAGCAAAGGCCGAGGUAGUAGGGCUCAAAGCUUAAGCGAUUCCUCCUCUCACUCUUUGGAUAAACACCAUGACCAGGACAAGAAGAAACACAAAGAACGCGACCGCCACAAACCAAGGCACAAGAAACUUCUUGAGCUCACCCCUUCACUUGUCCCUGGCCAUCUCAUGGUGCCCACUGAGAAGAGCUACAACAGCGGCAGCAGCAGUGCGGGGUCGCUGUCGUCCAUGUCUGGACCCAUGCAGAAGCGCAUAGACGACGGCAGUGCCCGCUUCACCAACGCCAACUUCCAGGAGGUGUCCGCUCACGCGGGGGGCGGGGGUUGCAAGGAGGGCACGGUGGCAGAAAUGAAAUCGAUGGAGGGCAAGAACAAGAAGGCCAACAACCACUGCCCCGCGCAGAGAGGGCGGAAGUCGAUGACGGGGAAACCUCUAGGUGCUGUGGUCACCACUGCCACGUCCUCGACGACAUCCUGCAGCCCCUUCCAGCAAAGUCUUCUUCUGGGCGGGAGCAGCAACACCAAGACCACCUCCAGUAGUUCUGUGGUCCAGCCCGCCUCGGACUUCCCGAGCUUCUCGGAGGCGGGCUUGAGGGGAGGCGACUCCUACACCUCCACCACGUUUGGCCGCUGCCUCACCAAACCCCUGGGGGAGGGCGGCUCCUCGGAGGGCGCCUCCCUCAACACCUUCGGCUCCAUGAUCUCCCCCCCGGCCGCAUCCUCGUCCUCGUCGCUGAGCGGCAAGACCUUCGAGAGCCCGCACGCCUCGUCGGGGGAGCUGGGUGGCCUGGCAAUGGCCGGGUACAAGCGCCCCCAGCCUUCGUCGACGCCGUCCGUGUUGUCGUCCGCCACCUCCACCGGUGCGCCCGAGGACGGCGUCAAGGGGAAGAAGAAGCGCGGCAACUGGAGGAAUCGCUACGGGCCCUGCUUCACCACCACCGCCCCGGAUCCCAAGCUGACCGAGUCGCCGGAGCACGGCGCGCCCUCGGCCACGCCCGCCUCUGCUUCGCCCGCGCUCACCACCGCCAUCAUGGCGGCUCGGGGGGGCAGCAGCAGUAGCAGUAGCAGCAGCAGCGGCGGCGGCGUUGGGGAGAGCCUCGGCGUCCAGAAGUCCCCCUCUCUUCUCAGGAACGGAACUUUACAGGGCUUAGGGGUCAGCUCUGCGCCCAGUGGACCAGGUGCCUUCCCCAGCAGUGAUGUAGCAGGUCCGGUGGCUAGUGUGAUGCCCGGCUCAGAGCUACCUCAGCAGCAGCAGACCACCGCCUCUCUGCCCCCACCUGCCCCCUUCAGCACCGCGCCCGCUACUGCAACCAGCACCGCCAACACCCAUUCAAACUCGCUAGCUGGCCCCUCCUUCAACCUGGCCCCACCUCACAUGUUCGGCAACCGCCUGAACCCCAACUCCACAAUGGCAGCCCUCAUUGCUCAGUCUGAGAGCACAUCCACAGAUCCUGAUGUGGGAGACGGCAACCAUGGCUUCCCCAGAAGAGGAGCGUCACCCAAGGCAAACCUCUCCCCACGUUCUCCUCCGGCGAGUGGCCUGCACAUCCGAUAUGACCCGUUGGGAUCGGUGGGAUCGGUGGGAUCGGGCCCCGCUGACUCAGCGCUGCCCCCGGUGGCCACCAGCCUGCAGCAGCUGUUGGAGCGCCAGUGGAGUGACGGACAGCAGUUCCUGCUGCAGCACGGAGCUCAGGGAGACGUGGUGGGGAUGCUGAAGUCUCUGCACCAGCUGCAGCAGGAGAACCGGCGGCUGGAGGAGCAGAUCAAGACUCUGACCAUGAGGAAGGAGCGCCUGCAGCUGCUGAGCGCCCAGCUCUCCGUGCCUUUCACCAGCAGCAGCAGCAACCCCGCCUGCGCCGCGCCGGGAUCAUCGCCACACGCACACCCCAGCCACGCACACGCAGACAUGCUGAGUGGCAGCAGAAGCAUUCAUCUGGGAGGAGGCAUUGGAACAGACUCCACCCAACAUACUCAGGACUCUCUCCCCGGCGGCCACGGCAACAACAGCAGUAGCGGGGGCAGCACCUCCUCCCUCUCCACCCCCCCGUCGGUCUCCCACAGCCCGCCCCAGCAGCAGCAGGUCAACGGCGUGGCACUGGCAACCGGCGCGGCGCCCUCGGGCGUGAUGGCGGGCGCAGGGGUGCCCGCGGGCCUGAUGGGUGCCCUGCAGGGGGGCGGGGGAGCGCUGGCGAUGAGCGGCAUCGUGGGGGCGCUCAACGGCGUGAUCCACACCUCGCCGGCGCUUGGCCAGAACGCCAGCCCUCUCCAGCAGCACGCGGCAGCGGCGACCUCGGUGGUGACCAGCGGGGCCUUGCCCAUCAACAGCAGCAGCUCAGCCUCGGGCAAAACCAGUGCGGUGCAUCGAGGCCAGAUCACAGAGCAGCAGAGGCAGUUUCUCCUGCAGCAGCAGCAGCAGAUCCAACACCUUCUCACCACCCCACAGACCACUCAGGAGCAGCAGCAGCAUCAGCAGCAGCAGCAUCAACAGCAGCAUCAGCAUCAGCAGCAUCAACAUCAGCAUCAGCAGCAUCAGGACUUCCAGCAGCUGCAGCAGCUCUCCUCCUCGUCCCAGCUGCCCGCCGCCCAGAGCGCCAUCGCUGCCAACCCCUUCCUGGCCAUGCACUCGGACGCUGCUGCCACCACUGGCACACAGAAGAACACCAGGUUAUCAGAGAAGGCGGUGGCUGUCUCGGGCCAGGAGAAGACCUGACAGGCGUGGGCUGUGGUCUGCGUGUAGGACAGCACUUCACCUCACCAACCUCUCUCACUCUCUCUCAGGGGAACUGCCGGAUCACCACCAGAACCAGCCUGUCUCUCCUCCACCCACCCACCCA